CUAAAUGAAAUUUAGUAGUGCAAUACUUAGUUAAGAAAUAGAGAUGGCUGACCCAACUUUGGACACUGACAGUGAAGAUGAAAUACCGGCCGGAUGGGAAGAGAGGGUGACUUUAGACGGAGAAGUUUAUUACGCAAAUCACAGUACAGAGAAGACCCAGUGGGAACACCCAACUACAGGGAAAAGAAAAUCUGUAAAAGGAGAAUUACCAUAUGGCUGGGAAAGAAAGAUACGUGAGGAUGGAGUAGUGUUCUAUGUUGACCACAUAAAUCAGAAGACUACAUACACAGACCCUAGACUGGCAUUUGCCGAAGAAGUUUCAAAAAAGGAAUUGAAACAAAAAUUUGAUGGCAACAGUUCUGCGUUACAGAUAUUGAACGGUCGAGACUUAAGUGGAAAGUAUGCCAUUGUUACUGGUGGCAACAGUGGAAUUGGUUUUGAAACAGUACGAUCACUAGCAUUUCAUGGUGCUCAUGUUGUAAUGGCAUGUAGAAAUAUGGACGCAGCAAGACAGUGUAGAGAUCAGAUCUUAGAGGAGCGACCUAAAGUUAAAAUAGAAAUUAUGAAGAUAGAUCUGGCUUCAUUGAAAAGUGUUCAAGAAUUUGCUGAACAAUAUAAAAACAAAAGUUGGCCUUUACAUCUACUGAUACUGAAUGCAGCUGUAUUUGGUCAGUCUUACACUCAAACUGAGGAUGGUAUAGAAUUAACAUUUCAAGUGAAUCAUUUGUCACAUUUCUACCUCACAAAAUUAUUAUGGACUGUGUUGAUGAAUUCUGCUCCAGCUAGAGUAAUUGUAGUCUCCUCAGAGUCACAUAGAAGUGCAAAUUUGGAUAUAUGUAACUUAAAUGAAGAAAAACUAUCGCCUAGUGCUAAACAAUACUGGGAUAUGCAAGCAUACAACUUGUCCAAACUGUGUAAUGUUCUCUUCUCCCUUCAUUUAAAUAAUCUUCUCUCAAAGUAUGGUGUAGUUUCCAAUUCGCUGCAUCCAGGAAACAUCAUGUAUACGAAUCUACAGAGAAACUGGUGGUUUUACAGAUUAUUGUUCUAUGUUGCAAGACCUUUCACAAAGUCAAUGCAACAAGGAGCAGCCACAACUAUUUAUUGUGCUUCAGCCCCAGAGUUACAGAGUAAUGGUGGAAUGUAUUUUAAUAAUUGCUGCCGUUGUCCCCCAUCUAGUGCAGGAUGUGAUGAUGAGCUAGCCAAGGCAUUGUGGGAUAUUAGUGAACGUAUGCUAAGUAAACGGAUCGGAAGACCAAUUUGAAUGAUGCAAGCUAUGUUGUUAGUGGCUGUUUAAGAUAUUGCUGGAAAUUAUGAGGACACAUUAUACUGAAGCAGGGGACCAAACCCGGGGAAAAAAAGAGGCUAGUUUUGUAGGGGAAGCGGCCGAAUAUAUGCUCAAAGGGUUUUAAUUGGCUCUGACUGAAGUGUUAGGACCAAUCUUCUUCUAGGUUGAUAAAGUAUCAGUGGAUAAAAUGAUUAUCAUUCCUAAUUAUAGCAGAUAGAUUAAUAGAAAUAAACAAUUUGUUACAUUAUUUGUUUUGGAUAUAAUAUUAAAACUGCAUAAAGUAUAAGAAAGAUUCCCCCACUCUUUUUGAAAAUUUAACGUUACCAAUGCAUACAUUCUGAGGAAUAUUUAUAGAAUUUUUUUUGAGUCACAUGGGAUAUUGAUUAUAAAUGUAAAAUAUGAAAUAUUAAGCAAGUGUUACGAAAGUGUGUAGUUCUUUUGUCUUUUACCUGUGCCAUGGUCAUUGAUACAUUUACAUGGUUGAGCAUAAUAUCACUCCAAUCAUAUGUUAAUUAGGCCUUUUAGUCUAUCGGAGGACUAUAUUGUUUUCUUGUUCAUGUGUAGACGUACUUAUGCAAUAUGUCAAAAUUGAUCAAAAUUAUGAAAAACUGUACAAAAAGGAUUUUUUUCUUAAAGGCCCAUUUUGCCUGAGUAAUGUUUUAUUUAUUUUUUUCUCAUUUUUUAAAAACAUUUUUGUGUGUGUAUUCUAUUAUAUAUAGUUUUCAAAAAGCUACAUAUUGGCAAAUUAUCUGAACCAUCUUUUGCUUCGGCUGCUUUUUGACAAUUAGUACAGUUAUAGUUAUUUAGUAUUUUGAAUGGAAGUAAAUACUACUUUGUUUACAUUUUGCUACUUUUGUAAGAAACAAUUUCACAUACUGCACUCCUUUCUUCAGGUGAUAAGCAUCUUACAUAAAAAAAACAACAA
Molecule: messenger RNA, 2210 nt
Organism: Ruditapes philippinarum (Manila clam)
Lineage: Eukaryota; Metazoa; Mollusca; Bivalvia; Venerida; Veneridae
Product: WW domain-containing oxidoreductase-like
Exons: 9
Coding region: 44-1261 (405 amino acids)
Molecular function (GO): protein binding
Source: RefSeq, a predicted model, not a curated record